UGCUAAUAAUCUUUCGCAGCGCAGCAAAGAUGGCCAAAUUAAUUUUACUUCUUUGUAUUGGAGUCGUGCAAUUUUUAGGAGCUUACAGUUUUGUGCGAGACAAGUAUUUGGUAUCGAUCCAAGCCCUGGAUACGUCAAGAAAUGCUUACAAUCACAUAUGCAGCGGAGCCAUCGUAGCCGAUAAUUUCAUCGUGACAUCGGCCUCUUGUUUCCGCAAAACUGCCAACUCGGCACCGAUCGAAUUCGACAGGGGUAAAGUACGCGUAAUUGCAGGUACCCAAUCGCUUGACGAGGAAAACGGAAUUAUUCGCAACGUGAAGACGGUCUAUUUGAGUAAAACCUUGACAUCGGACCAUUACGACGGUGACUUGGCUGUUGUGAGGCUCGACAAAAAGCUCAACCAGGCCGAUCCGCGCAUCAAAGUGGUCCAAUUGCCGGAUCACGAUAGGGUCGAUCACCACGACAAAAGCACCAAGCUCAGCGGUUUCAGAUCCUGGGUCCGCAUCAAUGUGCUGCUCUCGCUGCAAGUUUGUCAUCCGGACGAUUCGAAUCGUAUGCUACUGUGCGCAAAGGCGCUUUAUGACACGUCAACGAAUUACAAUAUUAUAGAGGCAUUGAGCCAGGAAGAUAUUGGCGGCCCUGUAGUUCAAUCGGGUAAACUCAUCGGCGUUUUGACAGACAAGAAGGCCUUCAACCAACACGCUAGCAGGAUACGUUUUACCAAAGUUCACUUCCUUCAUGAUUUCAUCAAGAAAGCCAUGAAUAGCGAACUAGACGGUGGCUUUAUUAAUUUCUUAUGCAAAUUUACCAAAUUGUCAGCCGUUUGUCAAAGACAUUGAUGUAAUUAAUGAAAUAAUAACAAUGUAUAAGAGACAAA
Trichogramma pretiosum is the source of this 877-nucleotide messenger RNA. RefSeq names its product trypsin zeta-like. Gene Ontology annotation, molecular function: serine-type endopeptidase activity. The record is from RefSeq and is a predicted model, not a curated record. Lineage: Eukaryota; Metazoa; Arthropoda; Insecta; Hymenoptera; Trichogrammatidae. The transcript is spliced from 3 exons. Gene Ontology annotation, biological process: proteolysis. Bases 30 to 839 code for a protein of 269 amino acids.